GACACACAUGAAAAUUCUCUUGAUUACUACCUUUUUUUUGUCUGAUUAAGUUAUACCAGACUUCCAAGCACCAGAACUUGACAAUGACCAGCAAUGACACCUCGAUUUCGCAUUCUCUGCAGGACGCAAAAUUACCAGUAGGCUCGUCACCAUCCAAUAAUAUGAUGGGACAAGCGCUCACCUCGGAUCGGGUCCUGAGGUCCAGCACCAAACCCAACAACAAGAGGGCUCUCGGUCAACAGUUAUCCUCAGACAGACAACAGAAGCGACGGCGUAACAUCCCUAUUCUUGAAGGAGAGGCUGGAGAGAAUGGGAUUGUUGUUGGCGGAAUUCUCAAAGUAAAGGCAAAACACAAAGACCUAAUACAAGCAUUUCUCAUAAGGGAUGACGGCACAGACUUGGUGAUUCCACACGAAGUAUUUCUGCGCGUUCUCGAUUUGCUUUAUGAAAAGGGUGACGUUGCGACGUUGGUUUGCCUGGGACUCGCGAGGAAAGCAUUUUGGUGCUAUAAGAAGCGACAGCAUCAUCGUGAUUAUUCAAAACUCUCGCCAUUGAACAAGAUAGCAUUAGCACCGCGAUUGAAAAGGUGGAUGGGCUUAGAUUACCGAGUCGCUUCCAAGAGAACCUUGUCGGUAGACGUUGAAAAUCAAUGCAACGUGAUGUACCUAUCACGAGAAGUUUACGGCAAGAGAGGUAGCGAAGAGGAGACUGCUAUGACUGGAAGGUACUACAGCCGUAAUUGCUUACGUAUUCCACAGCCACGGGGUCGAGGAUACCCUUUCUACAGAACUCUUGUUUCACCAUUUCAUGAAGGUGUCGAGUGGAACGAAAGAGCACUCAAUCAUAUCUUGGAGCUGGCUAAGCUUUGGAGGCAUGGAUCAGGAGACCGUUGGGACGAAGCACUGGAUGACUUUUGGACCAACUACUUCUCUAGCCCUUUUAAAGACUGGGUAGGGGACUACUCGGAGGGCGACGAGCCCAACGACGGUGGCCAUUAUGAGCUUUUCGCUGCGAAACAAAAGUUCGAGGCAUAUGAAGAGCAGUUUAUGGAUGGAUAUCGGCUAUGGGAGGAGGAAGACUAAGAAUGUUAGCUAGUUGUGAUUUGAUCUAUAGAUAUCAAUAUGGCACACACAUUAGGUUUUGUUUUCAUAAUAACUGGACAAUUAUCUACGAAGGUGUCGACGGGUGGCAAAAUUCAAUCAUAUUUCGAAAACA
Botrytis cinerea B05.10 is the source of this 1215-nucleotide messenger RNA. RefSeq lists its product as hypothetical. The record is from RefSeq and is a predicted model, not a curated record. Lineage: Eukaryota; Fungi; Ascomycota; Leotiomycetes; Helotiales; Sclerotiniaceae. The transcript has 2 exons. Bases 84 to 1082 code for a protein of 332 amino acids.